Molecule: messenger RNA, 1830 nt
Organism: Nerophis lumbriciformis (worm pipefish)
Lineage: Eukaryota; Metazoa; Chordata; Actinopteri; Syngnathiformes; Syngnathidae
Source: RefSeq, a predicted model, not a curated record
AUGAACCACUCUCCGCAAUUAUCUGAGGAAAGCAAGUCCACAGGAGGUGAAGUACUGUGCAGGCUUGGUAUGGAGUCGGAUAGGAGGAUUUGUUCCACAGAGAGUGUCGGGCUAGCCCCGAGCCCGAAUAGAGAAACUUCCAGUUCCAGCCCUCCGCUUCUGCUUUCGCCGGGGCUUGGAGGCCUGGGAGCCUUGGGCAUCAUGGGCGAGGCCGCCGGGGCCGAUUGGGAGAGCAGAGAAGAGCUGCGACUGCGAGAGCUGGAGGAAGCCCGGGCCAGAGCGGCUCAGAUGGAGAAAACCAUGCGCUGGUGGUCAGAUUGCACUGCAAAUUGGAGAGAGAAAUGGAGCAAGGUUCGUGCAGAGCGUAACCGUGCACGUGAUGAUGUCCGCCAAUUAAGGCAGAGGCUUGACGCCUUGACCAAGGAGCUGACUAACGUUCGUCGGGAACGUCAAGAACUUGCAUCGGAGAAUGAAAUGCUACGAAAUGAUGGGAUGCAUCUUCACGAUGAAUCAACAGCUCUUCCAGCCAGAGGUUCUACGUCUUCCCCUCCACACCACAUAUGUGCUUUUUCUGCCUCUUCUAGUCCAUCUGUUUCACCUUCUGCUUUUACCUACUCACCCUCCACUAUGCAAGUCAACACUGAUUGCCACCAUGACAAGUUAGGUGAAGGGGUAACUCCAUCACCAGAGCCAGAACCAGUGAAGGACAUGGAUACGAGCGCACGAAAAAAAGUUCAACAAAAGCAGAUGGUGCUUCUUCAGUCAGUGCUCCAUUUACAAACUCCAGUGGACAACGAUCAAGGGGCCUGGGAUAACCAGAGAGGAAAUAGUGACAUUAUUCCAUCAAGCACCUUCGUGAGCCGACAAGAACGCAAAAGGCAGCUGUGGGGAAUCAACAGCACCACAGAGGAUGACCUAAGCAAACUCCAUGUGUUACAGCUUCGUCUGGACGAGUCCCAAAAAGUCCUGCUGAAGGAGAGAGAGGACAAGCGUUCAUUGAUUAAGAACAUUGAGAAAUUGGAGACAGAUCUCAACCAGUGGAAACUAAAAUAUGAGGAUCUUAACAAAAGCAAACAGGAAGCCCUUAAACAGCUAAAUCUGUUGAGGGAAAUGCAUCAAGAUGAACUUGGCCGUAUAUCUGAAGACCUGGAGGACGAACUGGGAGCCCGUACUAGCAUGGACAAGAAACUAGCUGAAUUACGAACUGAGAUGGAGAGGUUGCAGGUAGAAAAUGCAGCAGAAUGGGGUCGCCGAGAGCGUUUGGAGACAGAGAAACUGGCACUGGAGAGGGACAACAAGAAGCUGAAGGCUCAGACUGAAGAUCUAGAAGAACAGAUUGCAAAGAAAUGUCGCCAGGCUGCAUCAGCAAUCAGCACUGACUUGAAGGCCAUCCAGACUGAGUUGUUUGAGAAAAACAAGGAGUUGGCUGACCUUCGCCACAUUCAUGCUAAGCUGAAGAAGCAGUUCCAGGAGAAGAUAGCAGAGCUAACCCAUGCAAACCGGAGAGUGGAAAGCCAUGAGGCUGAGGUCAAAAAACUGCGACUUCGAGUGGAAGAGCUAAAGAAAGAAUUAGGACAGGCUGAAGAUGAGCUGGACGAGUCCCAUAACCAGACAAGGAAACUCCAGAGGUCUUUGGAUGAACAGGUUGAGCAGUCCGAGAACCUGCAAGUACAACUGGAACACUUGCAGUCAAGGCUUCGCCGCCAGCAGCUGAGUCCUGGUCUGUUUGGGAAGAUGCGAUCAGCUCGGUUCAGUCCUGAUAACCCAGAUGGCUCAACUAGUGACAUUGAUGAGGAAGAAGAGCAACUGCAUCUCCAGAUUCAUGGAUGA